Molecule: messenger RNA, 1136 nt
Organism: Catharus ustulatus (Swainson's thrush)
Lineage: Eukaryota; Metazoa; Chordata; Aves; Passeriformes; Turdidae
Gene: ADPRHL1
Product: ADP-ribosylhydrolase like 1
Exons: 7
Coding region: 1-1065 (354 amino acids)
Biological process (GO): protein de-ADP-ribosylation
Molecular function (GO): ADP-ribosylarginine-[protein] hydrolase activity; magnesium ion binding
Source: RefSeq, a predicted model, not a curated record
AUGGAUAAAUUUAAGGCUGCGCUUGUUCUGGCUGGGGUAGGGGAUGCUCUCGGUUAUCGCAAUUUCUCCCGUGAAAACAAUGCCUUAGGUGCAAAAAUCCAGCAGGAGCUGAAGGAAAUUGGAGGGCUUGAGAACCUGGUGCUGUCUCCCGACAAGUGGCCAGUAAGUGACAACACGCUCAUGCACAUGGCUACAGCUGAGGCUGUCAUCACAGAUUACUGGUGUUUAGAAGACCUGUACCGGGAGUUGGUGAAGCGCUAUGUGGAUGCUGUGGACAAGCUGUCGGGCAGGCGGCCGGACCCCGCCACCAUCGAAGGCUGCAGGGAGCUAAAACCUGACAACCACCUUCUGGCUUGGCACACACCCUUCAACGAAAAGGGUUCUGGAUUUGGAGCUUCCACAAAAGCCAUGUGUUUAGGGAUGCGAUACUGGAAGCCAGAAAGGCUGGAGACACUUAUUGAAGUGAGCAUUGAAUGUGGACGAAUGACUCAUAACCAUCCCACAGGUUUUCUAGGGUCCCUCUGCACAGCCCUCUUUGUGGCAUACGCAAUACAAGGGAAACCCCUGGCGCAGUGGGGAAGAGAGAUGAUGAAGAUUGUGCCAAUGGCUGAAGAAUACUGCAAGAAGACCAUUCGUCACAUGGCAGAAUACCAAGAGCACUGGUUUUACUUUGAAGCCAAGUGGCAGUUUUAUUUGGAGGAGAGAGAAAUCAAUGAGGAAAAUCAGAAUCAACCUGUCUUUCCAGCCAAUUAUGAUGCAGAGGAGAGAGAAAAGACGUACCGGCGGUGGAGCUCCGAAGGCCGCGGGGGACGGCGAGGCCACGACGCCCCCAUGAUCGCCUACGACGCCCUGAUGGGCUGUGGUGGGGACUGGACAGAGCUCUGCAACCGCUCCAUGUUCCACGGAGGGGAGAGCGCGGCCACCGGGUCCAUCGCCGGCUGCCUGUUCGGGCUGGUGUACGGCCUGAGCAAGGUGCCCAAGGGCUUGUACCAGGACCUGGAACAAAGGGAGAGGCUCGAGUUCUUGGGCGAGAACCUUUACCGACUAUCCAUGGAGGAAAAGUAAAGCAGUUUCUGCCAUUUUCUCUUUCUAUAAAGACUAUAUCAAACCCUGUAGAUAUCUGACUGGCGUUCACA